CGCAAGAACACAGUUAUCAAAGAUGGCGAAACACUGAUAACAAAAAGCCAUAUAUUCUUUACAAAUAGCAUUAUUUCGCGAAUAAUUUGCUGGAAAAAACGCCUAGAAUCUAAAUAGAUUAAGUAAUUGUGAACGGUUAAAAAACAAGGGUUUACAAUGUCGGAGACGAGUGUUUUGCAUCAACGGAUAAGCUCCGUCAUGGACAUUCUAGCCUCCGCUGCCGUGACAGAGAUUUGCAAAUUAGUAGAGGAUUGCUGUGGAGCGUUAAGUGUAGAAGUCUUUCAAAGCAAAGAGCAAAUCAAAAUGCUAGAGAAGCAACUAAGCCUGACUGAGUCGAGGUACAGGUCGGUGAGUGGCAUAGAAGGGCAGACGUCUGUUACCUGUGGUUCAUCAAGAACCAACAGUCCUUCGGGCAAUUCCCCCGCGGCUGAUGCUGAAGACGAAGAUUUCCAGCAGUUCAUUGUCUCUGAAGAGGAGUUUCCCCCCGAGCAGCAGCAUUAUAAGCAGGAGUGGAGCCCCAGUCUGGGGAAAUAUAAUUGGAACCCCAUACAGAUUAAAGAGGAACAGGGGGAAUUCAGUAUCAUCCAGGAGGAGGAAGACUCUGUAUUCACUCCUGCCUGGGUGAAAAGUGACUAUGAUCAGUACUCAACUCAGUCCUCACAAACCCAAAGUGAAGAAUACAAAGACAGAAUGGCCUCAACUGAACAGAUCAAAGCAGAACCUAAGGAAGAUGAUUCCUCAGAGACAACCAGUGACUCUCAUCCCCAGGGCAAAUUAAAGAAGACAUGGACAGAAAAAGGACAAAGCUUGAAUGGUAGAAAAUCCAUGGAUUUGAAAUCACCAGUGCAAAGGAGUAGUCACACAGAAGAUAAAUCAUUUUGCUGUAGUGAUUGUGGUGAAUGUUUUGCUCAGAUGGGAACACUGGAUUCUCAUAUGAGGACCCACACACGGGAUAAAUCGUAUCACUGUCAGGAUUGUGACAAAGUAUUCACUCGGAUUGACUGCUUCAAAUUGCACAUGAAGGCCCACACAGGAGAGAAACCGCAUCGCUGUGGUGAAUGUGGCAAAUGUUUUUCUCAAGUUGGGUAUCUGAACUAUCACAUAAAGACUCACACAGGGGAGAAACCUCAUCGCUGUCAUGAUUGUGGCAAAUGUUUCUUUCGAGUUGGUGAGCUGACACUUCAUAGGAGGAUUCACACAGGCGAGAAACCACAUCGCUGCCAGGUCUGUGGCAAAUGUUUUGCUCGUCCUAGUAAUCUGAGUUCUCACAUUAGGAUUCACACAGGGGAGAAAUCUUAUAGCUGUCAUUAUUGUGGCAAAAAAUUUCGUCAUAAAGGUAAUCUGACAACACAUAUGAGGAUUCACACGAGGAAAAUCACAUUGUCGCUAUAGUAGCAGAUCUUUCAGCACUGGCGGUAGUCACAUGAGUUCAUAUGAGGAUAAUCACAUGAACGAUAAACUAUAUUGCUGUCAGGAUUGUUGUAAAUAUUUCACUAAUUGUUUGAAUCUGAAUUGACUGGGGAGACGGAGAGAAAGAGACCACAUUACUGCCAUGACUAGAAAAUAUUUCAUGACUGCCUUUUUUUGACAUUGUGUAUGAGAGGAACACGGGAGGAAUCUUACAAGAGUCUGUCAAAUGCUUAAAUGCCAAAAGUGCAUUGAAUUGUCAUCAGAAUAGACACUGAAAAGAAUCUAUUUAAGUCAAAACAAAGCCAUGCUUAAGUGGACACAUGGACAUCAGUCAGACGAUUGAGUCACAUUUUGUAACUUCCACCUGUGAGUGGAGAUACGGUUCUUGGGUGAAUAAUAUACUCUUGUCUUUUGCUAUUUGUAAUACUACAAAUAGUUACUAUUGUUCAUAGUUUUAUACUUGAUUACAUUGUAUAGUCAUCUUUAACUUUCCAUGUGAACCCUGCACAAUAUCUGUCAAAUAAUUAAUCCAACGACCGUUAUAAGAUUAUUUUGAUCUGAUAAAGCCCACGUUGAUGUAAGCUGUAACCGAGUCUAGCUCAAACGGCCACUUGAACUGGUCCAUUUGAAUCUAGUAGAAACCAUUUGAUUCCAGUUCAGCCCACGAGACACCAGUAACCAUUCUUUACCUGAACUAACUGGAAUUUCCCCUAGGGAAUUGAUGCAUUGUUUAUGUGUGCAUGUAUGAUACCUACUUCGGUGUGUUAUUGUGUGUUUUGCCCCCUAUUGAGUAUUGUCUUCCUUGUCAGUCAUGAUAAAACAUUUUAUGGAAAAGUCAUAGAAUGAUUUUGUGAAAAGAGUUGGAGCCCUGUUAAAAAGACCCAAAAUUACUUAGAGGUCCAUGUGUUUUAUGACUAGUAUAAGAUAUGUUGAUAAUACAAUAAUUUGAGCCUUUAUUAUUCAUUUGACAGUUUCACGUGACAUGACUAACUUUGACGUAAUUACACUUGACCUGGAAGCGUUUCAAUACUCUUGUUGGCUUCACAGGUGACAACAUGAGCUAGCUAUAGGCGUUAUUUGAAAAAUGUCUAAAGUUGAGUGAUUUUUAACCAACAAUGUUGGUUUGUGCCUAGGCUACAUCUAGCAAGCUUACGCUGGUCACUAGCAACCCACUUCUGCAUAUUUAUAGCCUGAAAAGCCGCUAGGGGUUGCUUCAAGGUUAUUAAAGUUUUGUGAUUUAAUAUUCGUUUUUUUAUUUUGAUUAGAAAUUCAAUUUAGUUAGAGUUAGUUUAUAGACUUGAUUUGCUAGUUUUUUAUUUUCUUUGAGUUUUGAUAGAAAUGUUUGUUUCGUUUUUAUAUUUAGUUUGUGUUAGGGACAGAAAGUAGCCUAUGGGUGGGAAGCUAGGAGACAUUUGUUGUUGGCCUAUAGUUUUCUUAGGAUGUCACUUCUUGCCACUGGGCGCUGUACUAUAAAAGGUGAUGGGCCUGGACCAUAAACAUAAUAUCUCUGUGUCACGAUGGCGUCUGUGAGAGAAUGGGCAGUGCCAUUGAGGCCAUCUCAUCUUUAAAAGUCUAUUUACUUCUUCACGAGUAAAAUACAUAGGCUCCUGAUGACCCGGCUGUCAGGACUCCAACCGGAUUGUCAGGUCAUGCCAAACAGGUCAUCAGGAAGGAACAGACAAUGAAUUGGGAAGUCCAGGCGAGUUGACAAAAGCAAAAUGGCGGAAGUCCUCAAUGGCGCUGCCCGUGCUAACACAGGCUUUUGGCCAAUAGAGAUAAGUAUUCAGACCUGUUACUCAGUACUUUGUUGAAGCAGCUUGGGCAGCAAUUACAGCCUUGAGUCUUCUUGGGUAUGAAGCUACAAGCUUGGCACACCUGUAUUUGGGGAGUUUCUCCCAUUCUUCUCUGCACAGCCUCUCAAGCUCUGUCAGGUUGGAUGGGGAGCGUUGCUGCACAGCUAUUUUCAGGUCUCCAGAGAUAUUGAAUCGGGUUCAAGUUUGGACUCUGGCUGGGCCACUCAAGGACAUUCAGAGUCUUGUCCCGAAGCCACUCCUGCGUUGUCUUGGCUGUGUACGUAGAGUCUUUGUCCUGUUGGAAGGUGAAUCGUCGACCCAGUUUGAGUUCCUGAGCGCUCUGGAGCAUUGCCCCGUUCAUCUUUGCCUCGAUCCUGACUAGUCUCCCAGCCCAUGCCGCUGAAAAACAUGAUGCCAGGUUUCCUGCAGAUGUGAUGCUUGGCAUUCAGGCCAAAGAGUUCAAUCUUGUUUUCAGACCAGGGAAUCUUCAAUCUCAUGGUCUGAAAGUCCUUUGGGUGCCUUUUGGCAAACUCCAAGCGGGCUGUCAUGUGCCUUCUACUUAGGGGUUCCUUUCAUCUGACCAAUCUACCAUAAAGGCCUGACUGAAAGAGUGUUGCAGAGAUGGAAGUCCUUCUGGAAGGUUCUCCCAUUUCCAGAGAAAGUCUGGAGCUCUGUCAGAGUGACCAUUGGGCUCUUGGUCGCCUCCCUGACCAAGGCCCUUCUCCCCCGAUGGCUCCGGUUUUGGCCGAGCGGCCAGCUCUAGGAAGAGCCUUGGUUCCAAACUCCUUCAAUUUUUAAGAAAGAUUGAGGCCACCGUGCUCUUGGGGAUCUUCAAUGCUGCAGACAUUUUUUGGUACCCUUUCUCAAAUUUGCUCCUCGACACAAUCCUGUCUCGGAGCUCUACGGACAAUUCCGUCGACCUCAUGACUUGGUUUUUGCUCCGACAUGCACUGUCAACUGCGGGACCUUAUAUAGACAGGUGUGUGCCUUUCCAAAUCAUGUUCAAUCAAUUGAAAUUACCAGAGGUGAAACAUCUCAGGGAGGAUCAAUGGAAACAGGAUGCAGCAGAGUUAAAUUUCGAGUCUCAUAGCAAAGGGUCUGAAUACUUGUAAAUAAGGUAUUUCUGUUUUAUUUUGAAUACAUUUGCAAAAAUGUCUCAUCUAACAACCUGUUUUUGCUUUGGGUAUUGUGUGUAGAUUGAC
Molecule: messenger RNA, 4405 nt
Organism: Oncorhynchus keta (chum salmon)
Lineage: Eukaryota; Metazoa; Chordata; Actinopteri; Salmoniformes; Salmonidae
Product: zinc finger protein 570-like
Exons: 2
Coding region: 157-1392 (411 amino acids)
Biological process (GO): regulation of transcription by RNA polymerase II
Cellular component (GO): nucleus
Molecular function (GO): RNA polymerase II cis-regulatory region sequence-specific DNA binding; DNA-binding transcription factor activity, RNA polymerase II-specific
Source: RefSeq, a predicted model, not a curated record